Messenger RNA from Osmia lignaria (orchard mason bee), 3040 nucleotides. It is a transcript of the gene Pif1, whose product is annotated as Pif1 DNA helicase. Gene Ontology annotation, biological process: telomere maintenance; DNA repair. NCBI's taxonomy places the organism in Eukaryota, Metazoa, Arthropoda, Insecta, Hymenoptera, Megachilidae. The record is from RefSeq and is a predicted model, not a curated record. Gene Ontology annotation, molecular function: ATP hydrolysis activity; DNA helicase activity.
UUGGCGGUAAUCACUGUUUAGAGAUGGCGUUCAUCGAAUAAAAGUAGGUGUUAUGUAUGUACAGUGAAGGCUCUUUUACGAAAAUUAUAUUUACAGUUAUUUGGUGUUUAUCAAGUUUGAUACAUUCUUUUCUACUGAAUUAGUUAUACAUAAAAUUAUUGUAAGUAAAUAUGGAUCAAGAAGGUUGUUCAGUGACAUGCUCUGUAACAAUUGAAUGGAUUGACUCACGAGGUUCGAUCCUGAGAAAAGUAAAUCAUCGAACAGCGUCCUUACGCUUGAUUCGAAAUAAUCCUCAUGAAAUAUUUGUCGAAGUACGUCCAGAUAAAUCAAAUCUCAUAACAAAGUUUUUACUGAAAUCUGUAAAUAUUUUUAACAAGUUUAUGAACGAAGGAAAAGCUUCAAUCAAAUUCAAUAACGAAAAUUGUACGCUAUUUUUGUCAAAUGCGCCAACGGCUCAGCUAGUUAAUUUCCUAAAGACAAUAUAUGUCAAGAUCACAGGCCAAUCGGAAGAAAUAAAAAAACAUCCAUUAAAGGAAAAGCUACCUUUUAAUAAACAAUUCAAUAGUUAUCAAGAAGUUAGCCCCAUAACCAGUACUGACAUAAAAAAGGUCAACGAGAAAAUUGGUAUUAAGAGGAAACUCUCGGAUACAGAUGCAUCUAAACCUAAUUGCGCGAAGAAACUUUAUGACAAUUCAACGAUACAAUUGACGGAGGAACAGAAGAGAAUCGUAGAUGCAGUACUUAGCGGUAAAAAUGUAUUUUUUACUGGUGGUGCUGGUACAGGAAAAUCGUUUCUAUUGAAAAAGAUAAUCGAAGCUCUUCCACCUGACGUUACGAUGGCUACAGCAAGUACGGGCGUAGCGGCAUGUCAUAUCGGCGGAGUUACUUUACACCAGUUCGCCGGAAUCGGAUUGGGAACAGCAAAUUUAGAUAGAUGCUAUCAAAUGGCUGCUCGUAGCUCUGCUUCUAUCUGGAGAAAAAUAAAAUACUUGAUAUUAGACGAAAUUUCCAUGAUUGAUGCAGAUUAUUUUGAUAAAAUUGAAGCUGUUGCUAGAUAUAUUCGUAAAAAUGAAAGACCAUUCGGCGGAAUUCAACUAAUUUUAUGUGGAGACUUUUUUCAGUUACCUCCUAUCUCAAAACUAGAUAAACAGACAAAAUUUUGUUUUCAAAGUAACUCAUGGGAGAAAUGCGUGCACUUCAAUUUUGAAUUACAAACAGUUCAUAGACAAAAAGACCCUGAAUUUAUAAAGAUUUUAAAUAAUAUCAGAAUUGGUAGAGUUACAGAUAGUAUUACAAAUACUCUUAAGGCAACAGCUAAACAAAAGAUAGAGGGAAAUGGAAUUCUAGCAACAACACUUUGUUCUCAUGUGAAGGAAGCUGAAGAAAUUAAUGAAUUUCAGCUAAAUGAGUUAAAAGGUGAAUCCAAAGUUUAUGUGGCUCAGGACUCUGACCAAUCAAUGGUUACAACAUUAAAUAAACAGCUAACUGUCCCUAAUAAAUUAAUACUGAAAGUAGGUGCACAAGUAAUGUUAUUAAAAAACAUAAAUGUAUCUAAAGGUUUGGUAAAUGGAGCAAGAGGUGUAGUCACUGAGUUUGUAGAUAACAUGCCAGUAGUUAAAUUUAAAUCAGGCAUCCAAUAUCACACAAAAAUAGAAAAAUGGAAUUUAAAAACGAACAGUGGUAGCGUUAUUUUCAGAAAACAAGUCCCAUUGAAAUUAGCAUGGGCUUUUUCUAUUCAUAAAAGUCAGGGUUUAACUUUGGAUUGCGUAGAAAUGUGCCUUGCCAGAGUAUUUAACGCCGGGCAAUCGUACGUAGCACUUUCUAGGGCACAAAGCUUGCAGUCUUUAAGAGUCUUAGACUUUGAAAGUCAACAAGUAUGGGCACAUCCAGAUGUCCUUGUGUUUUAUAAAAAAUUUAGAAGAAAUCUGCAAGAAAUGGAAAUGAUUCCUCUAGGAAAAAAACAAAAAAUAUAAUUUCUAUCUAUAAAAAUGAUUUUGAAAUUCAGAUAAAGAUAAAUAUAUUUAGUAUUAAAUGAAUGUAAAAUAAUUUUUUAUAACGGAAUAAACUGACCCUUGACUACGUAAACAUUUUCGCGUAAAAUACUUUGUUUUUUGUUUUUGGAAGAAAAAUACAAAUACAAAUCACUUUUAUCCACCGGUAGUUUAGGUGAUAAGUAAAAAUUGGAACACAAGUUUUUUUGGUAGUUUAUUAUAAAGAGUAAAAGUUUUAAUUACUAAAUUACGUCACAUAUAAUUAUCGUAACAAAGGAUAGACGUAUUUAUUUUUCUUCAUUUUUACAAAUAUUACAUAGUCGCACACAAAAUAUCUUCAUGUGUGUUAAUAAUCAUCAACGGUUAUUUCAAUUGGUGGUAUAUAACGCCACGUAUGUCCAGCAUUUAUCAAUUCCGAACAAAGUACCGGCGUGUUCGGGGCUGAUUCUUUACUGCUACAUCGAAUAUCUAUUUUGUAUUGUCCUGCUGUGAAGAACACUACGCGACACUCGUGAUAAAUUCUUCCAUAUUCCUGUAACUAAAAAAGAAACACUUAUAGAGACAACAUGAAAUGCACAUGGCGAUUCACUUUGUGACUACAGCAACUUACUGAUGGAAGCAUAACUUUGUUUGCACCAGCGAUCGAUAAUCUCGUCUCUAAUUGAUAAUUGUUUACACCGUUAUGAUGAUCUUGAUAAAAAUUAAUAGAUAACACGAGAUCACUCAAGGGAUGCUCCAAGGCAUUGCAUAUCCCUAUUCCAAGGCUAACGCAUUCACCUAAACUACAAGAUAUAAUGAGGGGUUAAAGGAAAAAAUCGGUACGAUAACCAUUUAAACGUACCCCAUUGCAAAGGACUCAUCCUAACAAGAUCUAACAUAUCUUGGGUGAGAGUAAUUCCCGAAAGGGUCGCUUUGCCAAUCGACUCUGUGCCUAAUAAUUGCCAGCGUAAAUCAACUAACGAAGCAAUGUGUUCAGAACAGACUUUCUGAAGUUCUCCGAUAUCACCAGCCCCGUUUAACUACCAAUAAAAUAUGAACAGGAAUGUUUA